Physcomitrium patens is the source of this 2421-nucleotide messenger RNA. Its product is annotated as putative homogentisate phytyltransferase 1, chloroplastic. Gene Ontology annotation, molecular function: prenyltransferase activity. Gene Ontology annotation, cellular component: membrane. Lineage: Eukaryota; Viridiplantae; Streptophyta; Bryopsida; Funariales; Funariaceae. The record is from RefSeq and is a predicted model, not a curated record.
GAGGGGCUACCCUUGCGUAGCUACUUCCCUCUCCCCUUCCCCUUCCAAGGGCAUAGUAGGUUUUCCAAGGGGCCAUAUCUACGGGUGAUGACCGUGACAGUGCCGCUACUAGUGCUCGUGUGGAGACACCUGCUUGCCAUAUCUCCGUCCCUUCCUCGCCUCGCUCUAGAUCCCCGGGUCGUGCCAUGCACAUUGCCCGCUCCUCAGAUCACCGCAUCGCUUUUGCUUUCGCUGCCCCUCGCAUUCCCUUCUGUUGCCUCUUGAUAGCUUGUCGUAUUUCAUUCAAUUUUCUGCAGGAGUUGUAAUUUUAUUGCCACUCCUGAAGCCUGCUCACCACGCCUUGUUUCUCUUUUCUUGGAGGUGUGAAUGCCGCUGUUGAGAUAGAGGAGUUUUGUGCUUGGCACUAUAGAGGAGGAGGGAGCCUGGUUACGGAGAUUCCUCUCCGUGCAUUCAUUCAUUCAAGAACGAGCUCGAAGUAUCCGGAGAGCAGUCCCUGCAUGCACAAGUGAGAAGAAGCUGCAAAGGGCUCGUUGCUGAUUUUGGAUGAUCAGACGAUUGGAAGUCCAUAAGUAGGCCAAACUAUUGAAACUCGUGUUUGAAACGCAGUUAUUCUGGCUCAUCGAGCCCUGCUUAGUGUUGUAUGGUCGUGUUGUCAGAGGUAUGUAAUUGGGAAUCCACGUUCGCCGCCUGCAAGGAGCACUUGAUCGCAGUGGAAUCCUGAAUGUCUACAGCCACUAGCUGAACAAGGAUCACAGUUUGACACCAUUCUAUCUUCUGGUCGUUGUGUGAUUGCAACUAUCACAAUCACUGUUAAGCAAAUUCCCGUACCGGUAUCGUGAUGGAAAGCUUACAGCCGGUCGCGUUGUGUCUAAAUCGGCGAGGUCUGGUAAGCGCUACUCAGACACGGAGAUUCACCGCUCAACGGAAAUCACAGUUCUCUGUCACUGUGCAAUCAACGCAUGAAAUAACCUGCUUUCAAUGGGGGAGACAGAAAUCGUGUUCCUUGAUAUCUGAUCCAAAACUCCUUAGUCUGAGUUCAUCUGGUAAGCUGGUUGGCUCUCAUUCUUUUGAGCCACUUUCCAGGCUUCUUCGAAACACAAAUAAGAGAUUGAAGUGCGACGCGAGAAAAAAAUCUCAUUUGUCUGUCUCUGCUACAGCGAGGCCCCUGGAUGCCGACGAUGGUUCCUCUGUUGCUAAAAAUGCCGGAAAUCUGAUUGAAGCUGUUGUUGGCUGGUUUGAUGCAUUAUACAGAUUCUCCCGUCCCCACACCAUUUACGGCUCGGCACUGGGUGUUAUUUCAGUAUCGAUGCUGGCGAUUCAGAGUCCAGCUGAUAUUUCCUCAAUAUUUUUAAUUGGAUUGCUUCAGGCACUGAUUCCUGCACUUCUUAUGAACGUGUACAUAGUUGGACUAAAUCAAUUAUAUGACAUUGGAAUUGACAAGGUGAAUAAACCGUAUCUUCCGUUGGCGUCUGGUGAAUUCUCUCUGAACACCGGCAUUGCGAUAGUGACCGUCUCUGCAGCGUUGAGUCUGGCAAUGGGAUUACUUGUGGGAUCAGAACCUUUGCUUUGGGCCUUGGGUGUCAGCUUCGUUCUUGGGACUGCGUAUUCGGCCGAUAUUCCAAUGCUACGGUGGAAGAGAUCUGCGGUUGCUGCCGCGUCCUGUAUUCUGGUUGUGAGAGCUGUUGUGGUACAGCUUGGAUUCUACCUGCAUAUGCAGGCCUUUGUAUUCAGCAGGGCAGCAGCUCUUACUCGACCAUUGUGCUUUACAAUGGGAUUUAUGUGCUUUUUUUCCAUUGUCAUUGCGCUUGCCAAGGAUAUUCCUGAUGUAGACGGAGAUAAGGUGUUCGGUAUACGCACCUUCAGUGUAAGAAUGGGAAAGAAAAAGGUUUUCUGGAUGUGCGUUGGACUACUUCAAGCAGCAUAUGCAUCAGCUUUUAUCGUUGGUGUCACAUCUACGGUCCUUUGGAGCAAAAUCGCCAUGGGUUUAGGCCAUACUGCACUUGCUACAAUAUUGUGGUACCGGUCUCGGAACGUGGAUUUGAGCAGUAGAGCUGCCAUUGCUUCAUGGUAUAUGUUCAUUUGGAAGCUGUUCUAUGCGGAGUAUUUUCUUAUACCACUCAUGCGGUGAGUGCUUCAUCCUUGCACCCAUAAAUUGUACUUAGAACGGAUUGAACAAUCAACCUCAUCUGAUCGGUUCCUCAGGUUGGUCGUCUCUGUCUCAAUAGUCACUAUCACACAAUCCAAUGGAACAUAGCAAACCUGUAAGAAGUAGAUGUGACAAGCAAGGUGUUUCUCACACCCAAGCUUUUUGGGCUCAAGUCUAGCAUCAAGUGUACUGGACCUUCGAGUUCACUUACUUUCCAUGUAACUUUUUAUUUCUUUAUUACUUCUUUUUGCAAUUUGAAUGCUUUCACGUGUCAA